AUGAUUUGUUUUUAUUACUUAAGUUUUUCUCUGCUCUCGGCAGUUUUGGUGAAUAGUGCUUUAAUUCCCAAUAACAGAGUUAUUGUCAAUAAUGAUUCUGACGAUUAUACUUUGGUAGAGGGAGUUAGUUAUAAUAUUGUACAUUUGAGGACUCAUAGGAGCUUAAAUGACGACGGGAAUUAUGACAUAUACGCCAGACAAUCACCUUCAUACUGGACCAUUCGGAAAGUUUACGGUAGUCUGUAUAAUAUCGUACAUAUGAUUUCUGGCAGGAAUUUAGACAGCAAUACCGACAGAGUUUAUACCAGUACACCGGAAGAUAAUAACCCUUAUCAACAAUGGGAAAUUACAAAGGUUGAGAAUAAUACAUUUAAUGUUGAGCAUUUGAUGUCUCAAUAUCGGAAUUUAGAUAGCAAUGGUAAUUCGGUAUAUAUUGGAGCCAGUAACGACGAGAACAAUCCUUUUCAACGCUGGUCAUUUGAACCUGCAAAUUAUAAAUUGAACGCAUUAGUGACAGAGUUUACAUACCCUUCAGAUUUAAAGGAUAAACUGGAUCAGUAUAAAAAACGUACCAAACUUUUACUUAGUAAUAUUACAAUCAAGAACCCAACAAAUGCAACGAUAACAACAACCAUUGAAAGGAUCGAAAAGAAAGUGAAUAAUUAUGCUAUGGAGAUUAAGAAGUCAGAAUUCUUAGGCGAUAGAGUUAGCGAGGCAGUGAGUGCCUCAUUUCGUUUGAGUGGAACUAUUUUCAAGCUGUUAGGGUUAAACACGGAUUUCACUCGUGGGGUUGAACGUCAAUUCGGAUCAAAUUAUGAAAAGGUAUAUAGAGAAAGUAUAGUAGAAGAAGUUACAUAUGGGAUAAAAGAGCAAGUUGUCGUUCCGCCUUUUAAUGCAAUUGAAUUUGGGGCAACAAUUGAUAAGGUUAGUAUUGAUAUCCCCUUCAAAGCAAAAAUUCGAAUUACUGGAAAAGCGGAUCGACUGGACGAGAGUGGAAAUGUUGUUCCGAUGACUGACGUUGAUAUCGACGCACUUAAAUGUUAUCUUCAGAAGGAAAAUUACAAUAUUAUAAGCGUAAUGGAAGAAGAUAAUUCCCUUCUUGUCAAUACGAUUGGCACUCUAAAAGUAGAUGGAUAUGGAUUGGCUUCAACGAUUGAAACAAAGCCCAUUUCGGGAUAUAUUCCUUCAACUUCUGAGGAUGGUUUAAUGAUUACAUUUAGAGUAAUUUAUAUUGCAAGUGUUUUAUUUGCUAUUGUUUAUCUUGUUGGAAGAUAUUUACAUAACCGACGUCUUGGAAAAAUUAAAUUACCUAUGUAA
Molecule: messenger RNA, 1317 nt
Organism: Funneliformis mosseae
Lineage: Eukaryota; Fungi; Glomeromycota; Glomeromycetes; Glomerales; Glomeraceae
Source: the annotation of a GenBank genome assembly